This is a messenger RNA of Sinocyclocheilus rhinocerous, 2427 nucleotides long. RefSeq names its product phosphatidylinositol-specific phospholipase C, X domain containing 1, tandem duplicate 1 (gene plcxd1.1). The record is from RefSeq and is a predicted model, not a curated record. Gene Ontology annotation, molecular function: phosphoric diester hydrolase activity. Gene Ontology annotation, biological process: lipid metabolic process. The transcript has 7 exons. The coding region runs from base 487 to 1464 and encodes 325 amino acids. Lineage: Eukaryota; Metazoa; Chordata; Actinopteri; Cypriniformes; Cyprinidae.
AUGCUGCGGACAAGUGCACGGUUUCUAUCACCAUUUCUUUUCUAUAAUAUCGCUCCAAAAGACGAUUUUUUAAACGUCCAGCAAUACGUUGAUUCGUUUGAUUAUGGAAAUGAAAGGGAAAGUCUGAAACAAGUUUAAUCUCAUCGUUACACUGAAAAGAGAGAGUUUCUUCCGGACUAUUUCGUUUAUCAACGCGGUAUUUUGUUGUGGAUACCCAGCCCGGUUCAACCUUGUGCCGCCAAUGACAAGUUCAGCACCGCGUAACAUCCAUCUCGCUUUUACACGACCACCAUGGAGCUUUGGGAAUCAUUGAAGGGGACGGAUAUCUCGUUUCUUUUCAGCAUCCGAGUCCUUCAGCAUCAGAGUCUGUUGAAGCCGGUUUAACCUGUACUCACGUGCCAAGUGUACCGGAUUAAAAUAGUUUAACAUCUUUGCUGAAAUAUUCUUCCUGGACUAAGAAACCAAAUUUAAAGCCUGAAAUCCAAGAUGACAUCAGAGAUCAGCCAACUGUCAUUAAGUGAGCUUCCCAUGGACGACUGGAUGGCCCAUCUACCCAGUGCACUGUGGGAUACCCCUCUCUGUUACAUGGCCAUUCCAGGGAGCCAUAAUGCCAUAACCUACUGUCUGGAUAAGAAUGACCGGUCUCCAGUGGACCUCACUCAACCGGAUAUGUUGCAAAAGCUGGACAAAUACAUGAAGCCCAUCAUAAGGCCAUUUGUAUACAAGUGGGCAAUAACACAGGAGUCUAGCAUUAGGGAGCAGUUGGAUUCUGGAGUGCGAUACUGUGACCUGAGGAUAGCACAUCGGCCUAAUGACAGCUCAGAUGAUCUCUACUUCUACCAUGGUGUUUAUACCACUAUAACUGUGGAGAUGGUAUUAAAAGAGAUCAGAGAGUGGUUGGAUGUUCAUCCACAGGAAGUAGUCAUACUCUCAUUUAGCCACUUCCUGGGCCUUAGUCAAGAGCUUCACACACUGCUCGUCUCAACUAUAAAGAGUGUUUUUGAUUCCAAACUGUGCCCCAAAAUGGAGUGUGUGACACUACGGAAAUUAUGGAGCCAGGGUCAUCAAGUUAUCGUUUCAUACGAGCACAAUAUUGCCAACUGCCACAGAGAAUUGUGGUUCCAGAUACCUUAUUGGUGGGCAAACAAGUGCAAGGCUGAAGCGCUGAUUGAGGAAUUUGAACAUAGGAAACAAUAUGGCCGACCGGGCGGCUUCUUUGUGACUGGGAUCAAUCUUACUGAAGAUCUGAAGUACAUAUGCUCCCAUCCCACAGAAUCCCUGAAGGAUAUGGUGAUGUCUACAUAUCCCACGUUACUUAGCUGGGUCAAGCAACAGAAGCCUGGCUCUAACACUGGCUCCCUCAACAUCAUAGCCGGGGACUUUGUGACAGAGAGCCGGUUCAUACCAACCGUCAUUGCACUGAAUGAAAAUCUUCUCAAGAGGACCAUAAUACCAGAGCCUUGAGCCUCUAUUAGCUGCACAAUGUCUUUAACAUUUGAAGAAAGAAGUGUUUCUUGUUCUUGUGAUGUUUUUUUAUACUAGUCAACUUUGCACUUUUUGUAAGGGUGCUUACACACUAGAGUUUAUGCUGCGUCAGCUCCAUUCAUUUCAGUAGGGAAUAGGGAUGAUGGUGCACUGCAAGGACGUAGAGGAAAUACACAAGGGUUUGUGAAACCAAUGCGCCAUCAUGCAACAAAAAGUACUUACCAUACCCUCAAAAUGGAUCACUUGCACUUUCCUGUCCGCCAAAUGCUCCGACAGAGCGGUUUCUAGUGUGUAAGCAAGCACCCUGAGGAUGAUAGAUCAUUUUGAGUUAUUGGUAGAAUAUUGUAAUGCACUGACUUUUAUGACUUUAACUUACUGUCUUAAGCUUAUUUAUGCAGUCUCCGCUAUAUACACCUCUGAUUUUGCAAAACUAUUGAUCAUUUUUAAGAACCUGGUUCCAAAUGGAUGUCAUUAUCAAGGUCCAGGUUACAACAACUUUAUCUACAGUACUACUCCAGACACAAGCACAUUACAGGACACAAUAAGUUCCCUGUGAGCAUCAGAGUUUGCAUGAGAAUUGCUAAAGUCUACUCAAUGCAAGCCUGCAUAAACAUAAGAUUAUCAAACACUCAGGAUUGUUCAUUCUCUGUGGAAUGGCUAUGGAAAUAUGAUUCCAAUAAAUACAUGUCUGCAUGGUGCACAAUCAAAAGCAUGAAAAGACACUGGAAUAUUUCUGUGGUUGCACAUGUUCUCUGCCAUAGUAGCAUGCAAUUUAAGCCAGUUUAAUCAAGAUACCAGUUUGCAUCACAAACAAAUAUGCUUAUACUAACACAAAUAUCAACAGUUGAAUUGCAUAUCAAAUACUCAUAUUUAAUAUCUGAAGAUUUCCAAUAAAUAAAACAUCAAACAAUAUUUAAAGAAUUGUGUUUUGAGUUAUUAAAA